UUAGUUUUUUCUUUUGUUAUACUUUAUAUAGUGUUUGCUAAAGCAGAACUUUUCGGCUUUUGGGUCAUUUGCUCAUCAUGCUGUCAUACCUGCUGGUCCUCGCAGUCCUAGUGACUGUCGAUGCUCAGAUAAUAAAAGGUGAACAGAAGGAUGAUUCCUGCGUGUGUAAAUUAAGCAGCUCUAUCUGGGGUUUUCCUACGGCGAGGUUUGAGGCAGCUCAAAACCAAGUCCAGACCUGUGAGGAAAACCUUAUUGAGUUUCGUAAGAAGAUACAGGCCAGUAAUCUACAAAUGCCUAAGUUAGAACUCAGUCUUAAGAACAUCAGAACCCGGCUGAAACCAUUCGAGUAUCUGGACACAAACGGCCUGUACAACGCUCUUCACCUGCAACAGCUGGUACAGGAACUUGACCAAAUGUAUUCUACUGCCAGUGAUGUUCAGAAGAAAACCCCCAGCAAAGAGACAGAAGGCCUUCUAAAGGAGUUGACUAAUGCAAAGAAGGAAGCCCAGGACAUGUACAAAGAUAAUAUGUUCAAUCUAGAGACAAUGAAAUCGAAGCUACUUGACCUCAACAACCGAGUACAGACCUGUAAAACUAUACCUGAAGACUUCAGAAGCACUUGUCAUCAGCGUAUCAUGUCCAGCAUAAGUUCUCCAGUCGUUACCAAACUCAAUUCCAUCAGCAAGUCCUACAUCUCAGGUGCUUGGGGUCGCGAUGCGAAGCAGAACAGCAAGGAACGCUACUUUGAACACUGUCUGAUGAGCGGAAACCAGCUUGGCAUCACAAUCAGGAUGUACAACUCAUACGAAGAUUUCAUGGCCAGCAAGAACUACAAGGACGAAACGAUAGCAUCAUACUACACUGACAAAAAUGCUGUUCAGGGCUCUGGGACAAUAUUGUACGACAACACUGUAUUUUACCAAUGCUACGGCACCGCUGAGAUCUGCAGCUUCAACAUUACGACAAAAGCAACCAAGCGUAUGAAAAUGGAUGGUGCUGAAAUCAACAACAAGUUCCCCUUCUGCUACUACAGCUGCCGUGAUUGGACAGACAUCGACCUGGAGGCUGAUCAGGACGCCGUGUGGGUGAUAUAUGCCACCGAGGAGAACCACGGUAACAUUGUUGUGAGCCGCUUAGACCCGCUGUCACUCAAUAUCACUCAUACCUGGAAGACGCGUCUCUUCAAGAAGUCCGUCACCAACACGUUUAUGGUGUGCGGGGUCCUGUAUGCUACACGCUUUGUUAAUACUUACCAAGAAGAGGUGUUUUAUGCUUUUGAUACAACCACUGGUCAAGAGAUAAACACUCUUUCUUUGCCUUUUGAGAAGGUUUCUUCUGGAAUAGCUAAUCUGAACUACAAUCCUGUAGACAGGAGGCUUUACAUGUAUAAUGAUGGCUAUCUUUUAGCAUAUAACACCUUCAACUGAGGGUCUUUCAUGCACAGCUAAUACAAAAUAUGUAACCCAAAAGUCCAAAUUUCACAG
This is a messenger RNA of Carassius carassius (crucian carp), 1484 nucleotides long. Its product is annotated as olfactomedin-like. Gene Ontology annotation, biological process: signal transduction. The transcript is spliced from 5 exons. Lineage: Eukaryota; Metazoa; Chordata; Actinopteri; Cypriniformes; Cyprinidae. Bases 78 to 1427 code for a protein of 449 amino acids. The record is from RefSeq and is a predicted model, not a curated record.